This is a messenger RNA of Caenorhabditis sp. 36 PRJEB53466, 8255 nucleotides long. The record is from the annotation of a GenBank genome assembly. NCBI's taxonomy places the organism in Eukaryota, Metazoa, Nematoda, Chromadorea, Rhabditida, Rhabditidae.
AUGUCCGAGUGGAGCUGGCAAAAUCGAGAAAAGGCGAUUCACGAGAAGGUGAUUGAGAAAUGAAAAACAUUGCCAAUUUUGAGCACAAGAAAAAUUCAAUUUCCAACAAUACUUUCAGGUAUUUGACACUCUCUCCCGACCGCUUUCGCGUGCCAGCAAGGCGAAUUCGAACGGAAAUCAGUCGCGCGAAAGUCCAUCGAGUUCACCGUGAGUUUCCAGAAGAAUAAAUAAAACAUUUCGAAACACAAACGUAUCCAUGGUGACUCUUCGACACUUUCACACUUCCCCCACGCUCUUUUUGCCACUUUUUCCGUGAAAAUGCACACAUUUUGAGCAGUUUCUCUGAGAAUACGUGACAAGUGAACAAUUGCAAAAUGCGAACAUCUCGGCACGAGCGCGCUCUUGUCACUCGCCUCCAGUCGGCCUGAGGAUGGACGGGGGCAUAGCUCAGUGGUAGAGCGCCCGCUUCGCAUGCGGGAAGUCCGGGGUUCAAACCCCCGUGCCUCCAAACCCCUUUUGCAAAGUUUGAAUCGAAAUAGAAAAGAAAUGUAUCGAAAUAGUCUUGUAUUUAAAGAUAGCAAAGAAAACACGUUCUUUUUGGUGUUGUUGCGUCACAAAACAUUAUAUUAUGAGGCGCGGUGACUCCAAAAACAGCACGGCAAAAUCUCAUUAGUUGUCUUUUGUUCUCCUCAAAAAAAGUAGUGAAAGCAUCGGCCCAAGACACCCCCUAAUUUACAAUUUUUGACCUGUUUCCCAUCACAUGUGUAUACGUAAUCCAUGUCACCAAGACUUAAAAGGGUCAAAAAUGAAUGCUUCCCAAAAAAAGUACAGUAAUCCUUUUGCUCGGGUUAAACCCCGCAUGAAAAAUGGGCAAAAUCAUUUCCAGGAUUAUGGGAAACUGAAAAAUGCGAAAUGGGACGGUUUUUGGCGUCUAGGCACGUUUUGUUUCACACAUUUCCCGUGCCCUGGCGCACUUUUGGAGCAUUGACCCUCUUUCGGUUAAAAUUUUUCCAGGAAGCAGAAAAAAGGCAUUAAUCAAGGAAAAGAGCGUUGAGAAAUGUUUCACCUUCUACCCCACAUGGGAAUUCAAGGGAUUUGUGUUGGAGAACUAAACGGAAGAACAUUUUUCUGUGCAAAUUUAUUUUUCACUUUAAUCGAACUGGAAAUGAGUUGAUUGGGUCAUUUGAGAAGUAGUUGCCAUCUCGAAAUACUCUGUGCUCUUCCUAAUAUCACAAGAAAUAUAUGUACAAGACUAGAAUCGCUCAUCUCUCGUUUAGCUAACCAUUUUUCUUCAAAACAAAAAACAAAAUAAUGAGCUCGUCAUUUCUCAUCUCAUUUCCCUUAUUUUCUUUUCCCUUUUCCGCCGAAAAAUCUCAUCAAAUCCCAUUACGUUUUCUUGCAUUUCCUCUAGGAUGACCGCAGGCCGCAUCGCCUUGGAGCCGGCGGCCGACGGUCAGCCUAACCCAUUCUCCAAAGAACUUUCUUGACGCGAAACUUCACAUUCCAACUUCAUGUCCCCCUUUGGAACCUUACCGAAAACUGGCACGAGCCGUACGUCCACGUGAAGUGUGAAAUUGUGCCAGACACUGAUCUCCCACUGUUUUCAAGCCUAGAGUAGUAGCUUCCCACAAUCAUUUGAAACGAUUCUAUAUCUUUUGGUGCUGCCUUUCGUGGCUCGCAAAGAAACGGAAAGAGAUCGUAGAUCAUGCGGUUUUUCAACUUUUAACCCAAUUAGCCGUCCCAGUUAUGUUCCCCCCACCCAGAAAAGAAUGGCAAAAUGAAAAGGAGUGACGUGGCAAGUGAAUAACAAUUUUUAUUAGAUUCUGCAAAAAAUUGAUGGUGUUUUCACCCGUUUUUAGCAACGCGAGGUUGUAGAGCCUGUAAAGAUAUUUAGGGUUGGUUGAUACAAUGAUCAAGUGGCUCAGUGGUAAUUUUUAUUGGAAUGAUAAUGGGUUACAAUGAAGGUGGAAGGGAUGUGGAACGGGUGAUAGUGUGAUGAAUGAUGAAGAAUGCUUUGGAAGAUGAUAGUGAACUUAAAUACUGUUUUGUGACAUCGUUGAUACCUUCGCCAGUUCAGCUAGGGUACGCUGCAAAUGUGACAAACGUUCCCUAGAAAAAAACCGUUUUCGAUCAUUAUAAAUUUGUGCGUGUUUCCACGCGAAUAACCGCCCAUAAAAGGAACUUUUUCGUGCCCAUUUCUUCCUUUCUCCCUCGAAAAAUAUUAUCCAUUCACACCUUUUGUCCAGUGUCUCCAGAAGCUUCUUAUUCUUCUUCUUCUUCUUCGAACUUUUUUUUUGCCUUUCACUAGCCCUUGUUGUUCGUCCGCAAAUAGUUGUUUUUUUCCCCCGGUUUUUUUUUGUGAAAAAAGCGAAAAUGUAUUCAGACUACUGUAACUUUUGAGCGAAAACACUUUUUUUGGACAAAAAGAAAUGUUCGACACAUUUUGGUGCAUGGAUACUUGGUGAGUUUUGGUCUAGAAAUUUCCGAGGAGGAAAUAGCAUUUUUGAUGAUAAAAAGUGUGGGAAAUAGUGUGAAUAGAGUGCUAAUUUUGUGUGUGUCCGAGAAAAAUCGGAAAAAGUGUGUGUCACCAGUGCUUACGUCAAAAGGAUAAAGAAUAGAUGUGGGCCAUGCGGAUGUACCAGAUAAAUAUUCUAGAUUCUAUUCUGAAAUCUCGCACCUCCAAAUUUCUCGGUGUUUUCUCGGCCUCGUCCGAUUAGCAAUUUAAUCUCACCCGAUGGGCCCGAAUAGCUGGUCAUUCUGGCAAUUCGGGCCAUUUGAGGGUCGUUUUGGCCGUUUGGGCCGUUUCGAUGAAAUUGCUAAUCGGACGAGCCACCGAGACACCAAGAAAAGGCCGAGAAAGAACGAGACACCGAGAUUUCUCGUAUCUUUGCGAGAAGAGUCGCUCUACUUGAUACUCACUUCAAACUCCGUACCAACCCCCCUUUGUAUCCAUACAUUUAUGGACAAAACACUUUCUAAAUUUAGCUAAAAAUGACGAACAUCGCAUUUCAUUUGAAAUUCCCGAAAAAGCCAUAAAACGCAGUGACACGCCACGCCUGCUUUCACGUUUUCUUCUCUGCAAAAAAGUGUAGUAGUAUGUAUAUAAUUCUCAUUGAUCACAUCAUUUUAUCAAUGUGACGUACUUCCUUCUCGGCCCCAAUUCAAUUUUUGCGCCGAGCACGUGUAACUCUUUUUUUGUUGUUGCAACAUAUCACAGAUCGGAUAGAUUCAAACGGUUUUCGCGAAAAAAAUGUGUCCAUAGUUUAUGCCUAUAUUUCUCGAUAACCGAAAACGAACCGAUUUUCGAUCCGACCCGGACAAUAAUCUUUGUUUGAAAAUUGGAAACACUUUGGCCCAUAAACUGUUUAGUGCUCUAUUCGUGCGCAGUCAAGCACGGAAAAAUUUCCGCACAUUUAUCCGUGAGACCAAAAAUUUGUCGACGGGGUCCAAAGUUUGGGCGCAUAAAAUAUUCGCAUCAUACACUCAUCGCCCCCAUAAUUUCUUGAAUUUUUUAGGGUCAAAUUUUGUGCUUGCGUGAUAAGAAUGUUUUAUCCAUGGAAAAAGUCCUAUGAACUUCGGUGAUCUGUGAAUUUCUCGAGGAUUACGGUAAUCUUGUGGUCAAAAAUUAGGCCACGACCUCAAAAACUAGGUCAAGGACUCUUAAACUUCUAGUUUGGAUUCUAUUUUGGACAGAUAGUACAUAUAUUCAGAAAACAUUGUCCAGUGUGGCUUUCUGACAUAUUCUGGUCGGAGACAGAGUGUACUUUUUGUGUCAUUUCCAAGCCACAAAUAACAUCUUUCGGACAAUGGGUCAUGUUUUCGCAGGAAGAGCAACAAUGUGACUGAAAAAAAGUGGACGAACUUAGUUCCUGAAAACUUUUGUAUUACCACUCAACCUUUUGCAUUUCCAAUGGAAAUCCUUUCCAUUUUCUUUAUUUUUUGUUCUCACUUUUUUCCAGAAACCCCGUGUAAACAUCCCGGGGGGACACGUGAACAGCAGAAAAACCGAGAAAAAAAGUAUCGAAUGUCUCUGCUGCUGGAAGCGUCUAUCCGUCGGGUAAUAAUGAGAAUAGUUAGUUAGCGGAUGGACAAUAACAGACCAUGUGAGAAAACAAUAACAAAGCGAUGGCCUUUGGUGUGAAAUUCCAGGCCGUCACCUAGUUUCCGAGCAUGUUUCCUAUACUCUUGUUACCAAUCAACUUUCAGAAACUCUCUGGAAAUGUCACACGCUCAGAGAGAUCGAAUAUGUUUAGGCCAAAACAAAUUCGAUUGACCUUUGCACUUUUUUUGUAGCUUUUUCUGCCAGAAUCUUCUUCCUUUUUAAUCCGAAAUAUUAUUAUAGAUCCUCUUGGGGCCUCACCCUGACCACUCUCUUUUCUCUAGAAAACGGGCGGAGCUUUCGGCCAGGGAAGCCCCGCCCACUUUUUGUGUCGGCCGCCGCGCCAAGCCAACGCGCAUUAGCAAGAAGAGCCCGUGAAGUAGUAACGGAUGUUCUAGAAGAGUUUUUUUUUUCAUAAUUUUGCUUAUCAAUUAUACUUUUCAGUUUCAACAUGUUCUCCGGUGGUCGCAAAGUGAAAUGGAAUCAUUUCGGAAAGAAGUACGCGUUGAGAUUCUCGGAUUAUGAGAUGGAGUACGCUGACUUGUACGAUGUAAGUACCCAUAGAUUUUGCAUAGAUUUCAACUAUAAAUUAUUUUUUCAGGCGCUGCUCAAAAAAGUGCACGAGGUCCGUCCGGAUUUCGAGGGUGACUUGGCGUUCAUCGACCAGUACGGAAGACAGGUAUCCCUAUUUCGCUCUGAAAUAUCUCUAGUUUAUCAAUACUUUCUCCUCAUUUUCUAUUCAUUGUUCAUCCACAGUUUAUCGAUAGCUUAUCCGAAACUUAUAUUCGUAACUAAUAACUUAUCUCUAAUUUAUCCACAUGUUUUAUCGAUAGUUUAUCUAAACAUUUGCAGGUCAUUGUGACCAGUGACAAGGACGUGCGCGAGGCGAUCCAGCAGUCGAAGAACAAGCUGAAAUUGCACACGACCCUCCGCGACGGACACGUCAUCGCGGCGGCUGAUAUGGCCGACGCGGCGGCACGUGGAAGACCCGCCAGAUCGCAGUCGGUCCCACCGGUUAGUCAUGAUAUCAUUGUAUAAUGCCCUCCUUCAAAAUGUUCAAGUAGUUGAGGGUGGACAGAAAAAGCUCAAGUGAUAUUGUAUUACAACAAUUUUUUCUUCCACCACUCGGAACACUUGAUUCCGAAUGAUCCCCACUAGAUUAGUCGGGUUCAAUUUGUUAGAGAAAACAUGGAGAAAAUGUCACUCACAGGCAUUUGUAGCAGUGGGCACCAAUUAGUCGGAGCGGUCCGAACAAAAUGUGAAGGGAAAACAUGAACACUGGCAGAAAGUUGUCUGAAAGUGAAAGGAACCGUGCGUUUGGCAAGUGCUACAUUUUAGGACUUUGAAAAGUAGGUCACGGCCCUUAGGAACUAGGUCACAUCCUUCUAGAGACUAGCUCACGGUCCCAGAAAGUAGCUUAUGGUUCCUGGUUCCAAAUACUAGGUCACACUUUUAGAAAUUAGGUCACGUUCAAAAACUUCCAACAUUUCCGCAAUUCUUCGCCACUAUCACACGACGCAGGUGAUAUUUUUCCACUUUCCCUUCCAAAUUCUCUCGCAUUCAAUACUAGACACUUGGGCCGGUGUCGAUUUUCGAUUACAUGAAUGGGGGAACGUCAUCAGUCUUGUGGACAAGUUUUUCGAAUGAAAGAGUGAGUAAGAAACUAGGUCAUGGAUCCAAAAACCAGGUCAUGGCCUCAAAAACUGGGUCUCGGUUUCAAAAUCUAGGUCACUGGACCGAAGUUUAGGGCAAUACCUUAGAAACGAGAUAUCUUCCGACAUUUCUUGACAUUUCCUCAUAAUGCACACCCGCUAAAUCGCAUCCAAUCGCGCCUAAGAUGUUGUGCAUCCGCUUCCUGCUCAAGUUUAUCCAAAGUUUAUCCUCUUCUCAAAAAGCACGGACGGACGGACGGGCAAUCUAAUCUCCUGAAAGGAAGUGGUGCUUCUUGGUCUACCACCCUCCCGACAACCCAGAAAUCAGAUGUUUCAUCUUUUGGGGGGCAUCGGGAAAAAUGCAAAUCUCCGUGCGCGUAUGUAUAUGUAAACAUUUCUUUCUUGUUCGAAAAUAGAAAGAGCAAGAAGAUUGUGAGACUGGGGGCUUAUAGGGUGUUAUAUAUCAUUUCCUUCCCGUUUUACACCCCCUCUCAUACAUACAUACAUACAUACAUACAUUUUGUGGGUGUUGAAACAUUUCCACGAGACAUACCAGGAAGCUUUUUGGAACGCAAGCGCAAUAAAAACAUAUGUUGAGAAAUGAAACGCAUUCAGGUGGAAGUGGGGAACGCGCAAAAAUGAAGGAUCUAUAGAAUGACGCACUAUUUUUCUGAAGAAAAAGAAAAAGUAUAACAUGUGGUCGAAGGGUGUUUCGGAGACAAACAAAUAAACAAAGAAAGAAAGCGACGUGGUUUUCUUUGUGAAUUUUUGAACAGUUUGUUCUGGUCAAAGUUGACUACCUAACCUUUGUUAGACCAAUUUGCUAGUAAGUAAGUAAAUAAGGGACCGUGGCUUACUUUUUGAGGCCGUGAUUGAAUCUUCGAUGUAUUUUUUCAUUCUUCGAAAUUCUCAGAAUGUCCUGGCAUUGUGAAAAUAUGUUCGAAGGAAUAAUAUUUACCAGCGAAAAUAUGAAAUCCAAGUGCGUGGGAAGAACUCACUCUUUUUAGGAUUGGGACAAUAUUUCAUGUUUUCACUAUAAAGGCGAUUAAUUUGACAUUUGAAAACAACAAUUCAUGUAGAAGAAAGGGUUUUCUUCGGAAUUUGAAAGUUUAUAGAUGAAAAACUGAUCCAACAACAUCAAUGCAAUUUUAGGAGCGCUCCUACAACACCUACCCACAACGGUCGCCAUCUUCGAUGGAAAGUGCUCCGGAAACGUACCGUCACCAUCAGAUCUCGCGUGCAAUGUCGCCGCCACCCAUGUCCACCACCACCGCAACCACUCAUUCUCCGCCGUUGAGACAAAUUGGAGAAACCGUCAAAACGACCUAUUCGCGCAGUGGAAGCUACGGAGGACUGGUCAGUCGUUUUUUGAAUUGGUUGGAUGAUGUGUCGUUUUUUUUUUUGGAUUCUCCAGAUGAUUUCCGUUGUUUUGUGUGUAAACGGGGGUGUGUAUCUUCUUUUUUGAGCCCGGUAAUGCUUUUCCAAAGUUGAGAAAACUUUGUGAGCGGCUUUCGCUACUUACACUACAAACUACACUUUUUGCGCGCUGCUCUCGUGAAUUUAGGGUUGCUUAGACUACAAACUACACUUUUUGGGCGCUGCUCUCGCGAAUAAUUUUAUUUCCAAUCUCUAUGCUUGUUUUCUUGUGGGAUUUAAAAUUAUUCUGCUAUGAUUCGGAUAAUAUCUGAUUUUUGAGAUUUUCAGUAAGCUACUAGAAAAUUCUGACGAAUCCAGUCAAAAAUUUCGGAGAUAAAUUAAUUGAACCGUGUAGAAUAACCAAUGCGAUUAGAUUUUCGACCAAACAUUAUUUUUUGUACAAAAAUUGUUCUAAUGGGCUCUUGAGUGAUCUAAAGUGUUUUCCGGAGCACGGCUUCCGGAUUCUCGACUAAUUCUUGAUUCAGACGAAUGUAUACUAGGCGGUUGAUUUAUUUAUAUCAUAAAUAAAUCAUUUUGAGCAGGAUGUGCACUUAAAGCUCAUUUGAAAAGAAGUUUUCGCAUUUUUAGGGAUCCUAAAAUGUCAAUAUCAAUUCAAUUCCCGAGAGCAGCACCCAAGAAGUGUAGUUUGUAGUCUAAGCAUCCCCAGAAUUCACUUUUGUUUUGUCAACAUUGAAAAUGUAUAACUUUGUUCACAAAAAGCUACAGGCAUUAGUUUUGGAUUAAGAUAAUCAAAAUAAUCUGAAGAAUAUAAUAAAAAUAUUAUGAAGUAUUAAUAGAACAUUUUCAGUACCCUGGAGGAGGAAGAUACCCGUAUGGUGGAUACUCAAACAGCAUUCUUUAUGGAAUGCCGCCACACAAUGGAAUGCUUUGGAGGUGAGACACACUUUUUGACUGCUCAUGCGUGCUCUCUCGAUCCCGAAAAAUCAAAACAUAUUUUGUUCAGAUUCCUGGCGAACCCGUUCCCGUUCGGAAAUCAGUCCCGUUCGUUCAUCGGACCCAACAAGUACCAUCACUUCGGCGGAUACAACCACAUGUACUCUUCCGGAUUCGGCGGACCAGUUUGGUGA